This is a messenger RNA of Zymoseptoria tritici IPO323, 1786 nucleotides long. RefSeq lists its product as uncharacterized. Gene Ontology annotation, cellular component: mannan polymerase complex. Lineage: Eukaryota; Fungi; Ascomycota; Dothideomycetes; Mycosphaerellales; Mycosphaerellaceae. Gene Ontology annotation, molecular function: alpha-1,6-mannosyltransferase activity. The record is from RefSeq and is a predicted model, not a curated record. Bases 263 to 1786 code for a protein of 507 amino acids. The transcript has 4 exons. Gene Ontology annotation, biological process: protein N-linked glycosylation; cell wall mannoprotein biosynthetic process.
UCUCUUGCUCGAUUCCACUUUGCAGGAGAACUGACUCGAAACCGCACGCGACGCUCAUCGACUAGGCGUUCGCAGAAGUCAAGAGAGCACGCGACGCCAAAAAGUGAGAGCCGCCCUGGAGGACGCGCAAUCGCACGACCCGAGACAUCCUCGACCCUACGACGACCGACCGCCUCGCACACAACUCAGGAGCAAUUGGCGAGCAACUCUAUUAGCCAACAAACAUCUAUGCUUUGCGCAAUUUCCAUAAACUCCACGACAUAUGCUCCCCUCUUAUGUCUCGUCGGCCCAGCAAGAGAAGAUGAACAGGCAUGGAUAUGGAGGCAGCAAUGGCACACCGCGAGGAGCUGGAGCAUACCCUAUGGGCAGCAAUAAAACCGGGUUCAGUAUAAGGCCGGACAAAUAUGAAAAAUACCAGCCACGGUCGUCCCGGGGGUUGUCCUUGCGGCGAAGAAGCACGCUUCUGCGAGUCGGAGGCGCAUGUACGCUGAUACUCAUACUGAUGAUCGUGUUCCCGUCCCUCCGACCGGGUUUCCUCGUUGCGCCGCUUUCGAUGGGCCUCUUAUCCAGCGGGGACCCAUUCCAGCUCGAGACAGUCCGAUACUACGAUCUUUCCCAUGUCGGCGGAACGAGUCGCGGCUGGGAGCGGGAAGAGCGAAUACUCUUGUGUGCUCCGCUCAGAGAUGCAGCGCCGCAUCUCCCGAUGUUCUUCUCACAUCUACGAAAUCUCACCUAUCCGCACAAUCUCAUUGAUUUGGCCUUUCUGGUUGGAGACAGCAAAGACAACACAUUACCUAUACUUUCGGAUCUACUGGCGGAGCUGCAGGCGCAGCAGGAUCCCAAAAUGGCAUUUGGGGAGAUAUCGGUGAUUGAGAAGAAUUUUGGACAGAAAGUCGAUCAGGAUGUGGAGAGUCGACAUGGCUUUGCCGCGCAGGCCAGUCGGAGAAAGAGCAUGGCACAGGCACGCAACUGGCUGCUUUCGGCGGCACUGAGGCCUACACAUAGCUGGGUAUAUUGGAGAGACGUGGAUGUGGAGACGGCGCCGUUCACGAUUUUGGAGGACUUGAUGAGGCAUAACAAGGAUGUCAUUGUCCCCAACGUCUGGAGACCGCUACCGGACUGGCUGGGCGGAGAGCAACCGUACGAUCUCAACAGCUGGCAGGAGUCUGAAACGGCGCUGGCGCUCGCGGAGACUCUCGAUGAGGAUGCAGUCAUUGUGGAGGGAUAUGCCGAGUAUGCUACCUGGAGACCGCAUUUGGCAUACCUUCGUGACCCAUACGGCGAUCCAGACAUGGAGAUGGAAAUUGAUGGGGUAGGAGGUGUCAGCAUCCUGGCAAAAGCGAAUGUUUUUCGAAGUGGCGUGCACUUCCCAGCUUUCAGCUUCGAGAAGCACGCGGAGACUGAAGGGUUUGGCAAGAUGGCCAAACGCAUGAAGUUCUCCGUGGUCGGACUCCCUCACUAUACCAUCUGGCAUUUGUACGAACCUAGCGUGGACGACAUCCGCCAUAUGGAGGAGAUGGAGCAGGAGCGCAAACAGCGCGAAGCAGAGGAGAAGCAGAAGAAGGAACGCGCGGAGAAGAUUCAGAACCAAUUCGAGGUGGCAGCAGACAAGACCCAAUGGGAGAAGGACAAGGAGCAGAUGAAGGGCAUGACCGAGGCUGAAGCUGCCAAACGAGCUGCCAAAUUGGCCGCGCGGAAGGCUGAGGCGGUUGUUGACAAAAGCUCUGGCGACCAACAUGCACCCGAGAAACAAGCCGAAGAGGCUGCACCACAAAAAGCAGGAUGA